This is a messenger RNA of Lactuca virosa, 1564 nucleotides long. Lineage: Eukaryota; Viridiplantae; Streptophyta; Magnoliopsida; Asterales; Asteraceae. The record is from the annotation of a GenBank genome assembly.
CGGUAAAACAAAAUUACGGUGGAGCUGAUGCGUUGUCUUCUUCUUGACAAUGGUGUCCUCCACCGUUUCUGUUCCCCAAUUAAAUUACUCCACCACACCACCACCGACUCCCCUCGAUCUCCGGUGUGCCCUGCAUUGAAACUGGUUCUUCAAUCCACGAAUUGUUGUCGUCUCCACCACUUGAAGACUCCGGUGAAGAAAAUUUGUCGGAAUCGCCGACACACCAUAAGGUCGGUGUUCUUUACAUUCUCCGUCGCCACCGUGCUUACCACUGCCAUCGAUAGAGAUUUGGGACCAGUACAAGAGUAUCCAUAGGAAGCUGCCUUUCGACGAGGCUACGUUGACUCUCUCGCACUCCUCAGACAACCGGUUCAUCCAAUCAGCUUCCAUCCUCCGUCUCUCAGUCCUCUUUCUAUCUAACCCUACACGCCAUCGUCAACGAACAACCAUCCUCAGCAUUGUUACUGGCUAUGGCGCUACUUGAGGUACUUUACUCUUCAGCUUCGCUUCUUCUUCAACAUCUGAUGCCAACUGAGUUCAGGCCAUCGGCGGAGCUAAUCCGGCAGACCGCAGGGUGUAAAAAGUUGAAAUUGUGCCCAAACUUGACUUGUGCGCUUCUUCUACAGUUAUGCAAAUUUGCGACUUCAGUGAUCAAGACAGAGAAACAGGAUAUGUUAAAGAAAAGGAAUCUAAUUAUUUCAUAAUACUAGACAAUCUUGGAACCAUAUGUUCUUCAAAGAUCCUGAACAGGACCAUAUGAAGCUUCAAAUAAUUCGAUGCUUCUUAUAAGUUCAUUUUUCAGGUGUCUCCUUGCAUACGGUUUAACAAAUUAGGAAUUUUAUUAGUUGUUUCAACAAAUGAAAUGAACAUGUUUAUUUUACCUGAGGACAUUGAUUCUACAACAAGAGCAUAUUGGGAAAUCGGGGUUUGAUUGCUGAUGUUUUGACAAAGGAGGAUAGUGAUGGUGCAUAUACAAGUCGAGGUUAGAAGAGUUUACUAUUGAUUCUGUAAGGAGGGCAUAUUGGGAAAUCAAGGUUUCACUGCUGAUGCUUUGACAGAGUAGGAUAGGAUAGGAGGGUAAAGGGGUUGUUACCACAUACCAGCAUAGAUGCAGAUUACACUGUACAAAGAAUCCAAGGUAAUCAUUUUUCUUGAAUCUUGAUAACUCUUAUAAUCAAAAUGAUAUCAAAAACGGAUAAAUGGAUUCUUUAUGUGUUCACAUGUUCUUUUGCUCUAUCUUCUUCAUAUAUAUUCUGGUUUUCGUUUCCCAAAGAUUCAGUGUGUUUGUUUCUUUUUUGUUUAAUCCUUACACUUCAAAUUUGUAAACACCCAAAUAUCAGCUCCUCAAACGGCUUGCACCUUAUGAGGAAAAUCAUCAUAGAUAUUGGUUGAUUCAGUUGCUGUAUUUGGGGUUAGAUACUUAGAUGGUACUUUCUUUUUUUCAUCCAACACAACUACAUUUGACACCAACAAAUCUGGAAAAAAAAAAAAUGCCUUCCGACCCAUGCGAAGCCAUGGGUUCCUAUACUAGUUCAUAUGCUUAUUAUCUUGAACAAGUUGUAAC